AGUGAGAUCGGUGAGCGAGAACGGGAGGGCUUCAGCCGACGCCCCAGCCGCGCGUGAGCUCCGCUGACGACUCUUUCCGGUCGACGCCAUUGGGCCGAACCGGUAAGCCCUUUGUCCGUGCCCUGCUUCUUCCCCCAUUUUUGGACACGACAGCCGGAGCUCGCGGCCGACCGGCUCGCACGAACUCCAGCUCCGACCGUCCUUUGUAUGGCUGAUGUUUAUGUCCUGGUUCGUUUGUCAAGAGUCCCGGCUCGGGUUGAGUCUCGGCUGAGCGGGAAACCACUCUUUUCCAUAGCGUAUACUAGAGGUUCGAUGCAAUGCCACAGUGAGAUCUGGUUCUGUUUCGCUGUCUUGGCCGGAGUCGAGUCGUCCGGCACUGGAGAAGCCAAGUCCGAGCGUUUCAUCUCGAGUAUCUCCAACCCUUAGAGAGAGAGCAGGAUAUGAGUUUCCAGAAUUCUCCCAUGGAGGCAUCCGCGAAGAAGAACGUCCUAAAAAUAGAAAGAUCUAACCCCAUCGUGAUCCUACCAGAACACGAAACACCUGAGAGUUCCCUUUUCUUAACUAGCAUCGAUCAAGUGGCUGUCGUACAUGUGCCAUCUAUUUAUUGUUUUGACAGGAGCGACGCAAAUGCGGUGGACGUGAUUAAGCAAGCUUUGGCCAAAGUUCUGGUUCAUUACUAUCCACUUGCAGGGAGAUUAGCUAUAAACUCCAGAGGGAAGUUGGUUGUUGAUUGCCAAAACAAGUUAGGAGUCCCAUUUGUGGAGGCAAUAGCUGAUUGUGACAUAAAAAAUCUGGGUGAUGUGAGAAUUCUCGAUGGUGAUGUUCUCGGUAAGCUUGUUUACAAAGAGCCUACGCAAGAUAAACUUGAAGUAGCUCCCCUUCUAACUGCACAGGUGACCAAAUUUAAAUGUGGAGGUUUUAUUUUAGGAGUUUCAAUUAACCAUUGCAUAACAGAUGGUAUAUCGGCAAUGGAUUUUAUGAAUGCAUGGGCUGAAAUAGCAAGAGGCAAGCCUUUGUCCCGCGUCCCUUGUCACGAUAGAACCAUCCUAAGUGCAAGGUUUCCUCCUCAAAUCACCGGUCCUUAUGACGACUUUGUUCAGAUAAGUGAUGUAUCAAACACGAAGGCAUUAUAUGAGGAACAACAAAUAGUAUAUAAAUCCUUCUUAUUUGAUGCGGAGAAGCUGGCAGCCUUAAAAAGAAUGGCAACAAAAGAUGAUCAGGUAACCAGCAGAUGCAGCAGCUUCGUAGCACUUGCAGCUUUUGUGUGGCGGGCUCGAAGCGUGGCCCUCAACAUGAAACUUCACCAACAAACAAAGCUUCUUUUUCCGGUUAACUUCAGGUCUAGGCUAAGAACACCAUUGCCUGACGGAUACUUUGGGAAUGCCAUUGCUAUGCCUUGCUGUCUCUGCACCAAGGGAGAGUUGAUUGAGGAGCCAAUCUCGGCUUCUGCAGAAAGAAUAAAGAAGGCGAUCGAGAGUGUGACUGAGGACUACAUACGGUCAAAGAUUGACUUUCUGGACAUGCAUCGAUUUGAGGGAUUCCCUACAGGCACACUAGUCAUAAAUUCAUGGACGAGUCUCGAGCAUGGCAGUACGGACUUUGGGUGGGGAGAGCCGAGGUUCGGGACCGGUGACGUAUCAAGCUUAACCUGUUUGUUUAUGACAGAAGGGAGAGAGAAGGGCAUUGCGGUGGUGUUGGGGUUGCCGUUUUCAGCCAUGGAUACCUUCAAUAAGCUCUUUUGUGAUUUGAAUGGAGCUUAGUACUAAAAUCGGCAUUCAAAACCGGUUUACGAAGCGUUACCAACUGUCUCGAAUGGAAUCUAUCACAUCUCUUUUAAUAAAUAAUUUUCAAGAGUUUAGUCUUGAAUACGUAAAAUAAUCUGUUGGACUUCUGCGUACAUCUUGAGACUUGUCAUGUUUUUCAGUUUUCAUUGUCCAAGACCAAUUUAAUAAAAAUAUUAUCUUUCUGCUUGU
Eucalyptus grandis is the source of this 1973-nucleotide messenger RNA. Its product is annotated as omega-hydroxypalmitate O-feruloyl transferase-like. Bases 441 to 1760 code for a protein of 439 amino acids. Lineage: Eukaryota; Viridiplantae; Streptophyta; Magnoliopsida; Myrtales; Myrtaceae. The transcript is spliced from 5 exons. Gene Ontology annotation, molecular function: acyltransferase activity, transferring groups other than amino-acyl groups. The record is from RefSeq and is a predicted model, not a curated record.